AUGACUAAAACGACUAAGAAUGGACCCAAAAGUGAUAUAUUAUCAAUGAUGAAGAAGGAUGGUAAAGUAACAAAACCAAGUGUUAGUAGCAAGCCAAAAUCAUCUACCCCAGAAACCCAUAUCGAAGAAAAAGUCAACAAUUCUGAUCCUUCAUCAUGGCAAGUUAUUGGUAGUCAUUUAAUCAAAAAGCUUCCGUCAUCACUCUCAAUAUCCAUAGAUAAGAUUAAAAUUGCGGCAUUUGACCUCGAUGGGACGUUAAUCAAAACGAAAUCAGGAGGUAAAUUUGCUCGUGGACCAGAUGAUUGGCAAUGGUGGAAUGAUAAUGUUGUUGAAAAAUUAGUUGAAUUUCAUAAAGAUGGUUAUGUUAUUGUUAUAUUUAGUAACCAAGGUGGUGUAUUGGCAGUUCCUAAAUCAAGCAAAUCGUAUAUAAAUUUUACAACAAAAUUGAACCAAGUCACUAAAGAAUUGCAAUCACAUGGGAUUGAACUGAAUUUGUUCAUUUAUGCAUCUCCAAAGAGACCAUCUGGUAAGAAGAGUCAAACAUUGCCAAAUUUAAGUAGCGAUCUGUUACAUGCUAGUAUGAGAAAACCACAGUCAGGGAUGUGGGAUAGUUUCUUACAGGAUCUCAAAGACAAAGAUGUCUUACAAGAGGUUGAUUAUGAUAAUAGUUUUUUUAUUGGUGAUGCAGCAGGACGAAAGAAGGAUUUUCUGGAUAGUGAUUUAGAAUUUUCUAAAAACAUAAACCUAAAGUUUCAAACCCCCGAUGAAUUAUUUACAAAUUGA
Molecule: messenger RNA, 783 nt
Organism: Candida tropicalis MYA-3404
Lineage: Eukaryota; Fungi; Ascomycota; Pichiomycetes; Serinales; Debaryomycetaceae
Product: polynucleotide 3'-phosphatase
Exons: 1
Coding region: 1-783 (260 amino acids)
Biological process (GO): DNA repair
Molecular function (GO): polynucleotide 3'-phosphatase activity; double-stranded DNA binding; ATP-dependent polydeoxyribonucleotide 5'-hydroxyl-kinase activity
Source: RefSeq, a predicted model, not a curated record